Messenger RNA from Cannabis sativa, 579 nucleotides. RefSeq names its product phosphoinositide phosphatase SAC3-like. NCBI's taxonomy places the organism in Eukaryota, Viridiplantae, Streptophyta, Magnoliopsida, Rosales, Cannabaceae. Gene Ontology annotation, molecular function: phosphatidylinositol-3,5-bisphosphate 5-phosphatase activity. Gene Ontology annotation, biological process: phosphatidylinositol dephosphorylation. The coding region runs from base 90 to 440 and encodes 116 amino acids. The record is from RefSeq and is a predicted model, not a curated record. The transcript is spliced from 2 exons. Gene Ontology annotation, cellular component: intracellular membrane-bounded organelle.
CUUAUUGUCUUUAGGGUAAAAAAUGGGUCAUUUAUGUUACAGGCUUUAGAAUGUCAUAAGAUGUCUUUAGGGUAAAAAUUGGGUCAUUUAUGGAUCGUACAAAUGUUGCACAGUAUGCAUAUGGAUUGGCUACACUGGGACACCAGCUUCAUGCUUUGGGAGUGAUAGACAAUCCAAAGAUAGACCUUAAUGAUCCUUUGGCUGAGGACUUGAUGAGUUUUUAUGAGAGAAUGGGGGACACAUUGGCACACCAAUAUGGUGGCUCAGCAGCUCACAACAAGAUAUUUUCUCAGAGAAGGGGGCAAUGGAAAGCGGCAACUCAGUCUCAGGAAUUCUUCAGAACUCUUCAACGUUAUUACAGUAAUGCAUACAUGGAUGCAGAGAAGCAAUAUGCUAUCAUUCUUGUAACUAACACCUUGGAAGCGGAGUCCUUUUUUUAGAAUAAAUAUUCCGAUAUUUGAAUGUAAUAAGACCUGUAAUAGAAAAUUGUUUUAUCUGCUGACUUUUAUGGGCCAUGUCUUGUUCAAACAUUGUUGCUGCCUCAAUAGAAACAAUUAGUUCGUUUUACUCUUCUUUUCA